Molecule: messenger RNA, 1029 nt
Organism: Habropoda laboriosa
Lineage: Eukaryota; Metazoa; Arthropoda; Insecta; Hymenoptera; Apidae
Product: lymphokine-activated killer T-cell-originated protein kinase
Exons: 6
Biological process (GO): protein phosphorylation
Cellular component (GO): cytoplasm
Molecular function (GO): ATP binding; protein serine/threonine kinase activity
Source: RefSeq, a predicted model, not a curated record
AUGAGUGAAUUUAAGACACCGACGACAAAAAAAUAUAAAAGUCGUAUGCAAGAUAAUCCGGAACUGCGAACACCCAUUAAAAUACCUGCUUCACCAUUCCUAACACAAAUAGGUUAUGGAUGUGGAGUUAAUGUGUUUACUCUGGAACGUUCACCUAAAGUCGGUUUCUCUCGGUCACCAUGGGCAAUAAAGAAACGAAAUCGCAAAAUUGAAGAUAAUAAAUAUAACGAACGGAUUCGUUUCGAAGCAGACGUACUUCGCAAAUUAAACCAUGAAAAUAUUGUUGGUUUUCGGGCUUUUGCAGAAAUUUCGAACGGCGAGCCAUGCUUGUUAAUGGAAAAAUUAGACUCUUCUUUAGGUGAUAAGAUAGAACAAAGACUUGAAUCUGGAGAUGAUCAAUUUCCUGCUAAUAACAUUUUGAAAAUAACAUAUGAAAUUGUAAAAGGAUUGGAAUAUUUGCAUCAUACUGCACACAUUUUACAUGGUGAUAUAAAAAGUUACAAUGUAUUAGUUUCUACUGAUUAUAAAAUAGUUAAGUUAUGUGAUUUUGGAGUAUCACUACCACUGACAGAUUCUUUAGAAAUUGAUACUUCAAAAGGAAAUUUUGUAUAUGUGGGAACAGAGUGUUGGAGUGCCCCAGAAAUUAUAUUUGAGGAUGGUCCUACUACAAAUAAGGCUGACAUUUGGGCAUGUGGUCUUGUUGUUUGGGAAAUGAUAGCUUUGUCACCACCUCAUGUAGAUUCUUCAGAAAUGGAUGAAUCUUGUUUGGAUGAUUCAGUGGUAGAAAUACCAGUGAGAAAUAAUACAUCAAUGAAUGAACAUGAUAUUAGCAUCAUGGAUGAUAGUAUUGGCUUCCUCAAUGAAAUGGUCAAUAACAAAUGUGGUACUCGUCCUCCAUUACCGGCCAUUAAUUUAGGAAAAGAAUAUGAGAAAGUACUUGAAAUAUUUUUUGCAUGUACUAGUAUAAAUUAUAAACUUAGACCUAGUGCAAAAGGUCUUGCUAAUUAUUUUAGAAAUUAUGUAUAUAAA